GAGGCCACUGUCCGACGCGGUGCGCGGCGCCGGCUGCCAGCGCUCGCGGCGCCGCCGGUGCGGACGAACGCGCGCGCCCCGCCCCCCUCGGCCCCCGCUGCGCCGGGGGGGCCGCGUCCCCGCCCCGCCGCGCCGCUGGCAGCCCCGGAGCUCCGCGGCGGCAAAUGGUGGGGCCGGACGAUGCCGGAGCUCCGGGCGGCGCAGCCGUGCUUCCCGCGGGCCGGCAGGAGGCGGCGGAGGAGGAGACGGAGGAGGAGGACGGGGAGCGGGAUGGGAGCCGGGGCUUGAACCGGAGGAGCGGCGGGCCGGGGCAAGAGCGGUUGCUGCAGCGGUACCUGGCGGCGCUCGGCCCCGCCGCGGCGGCGGCGGCGGGGGGGAAGCGCUUCCCGGAGAAGCCCGCCAACGGGGCCGCCUAUGCCGUGGGCCCCCCCGCGAGGAUGACCAACGGGGACGUGGGCUUCCUGCUGCUGCCGCCGCAGGGGCCGCCGCCGUCGCCACCCGCUCGGGCGGGACGGGCCGAGCCGAAGCGGGAUGAGCCAGGAGAGGAGGAAGCGAAACUGCAGAACGGGGGCUUCUUCCUCAGCCCGCCCGGCCCGGGGGGCGGCGGUGGCGGCGGCGGAGUCCCUGGGGGAACUGCCUUGGAAGAGCCGCUGAGGAGCUGCCGGCUGCGUAGCGAGGCGGACCGACGCGGAGGAGCGGCAGAGGCGGCCGCCGGCAGCCCCCCGCCGUCCCUCCGCCCGGGAGACGACGCCGGCAGCGGGGCGCAGGCCGUCCCCAGCGUGGGGACUUCCCAGGGCCUGGCGGAGCCCACUGCCCUGCCCCCGGCGCCUCUCGGCUUCACGGACGUGAACCUCAACUCCCGCAACACGUACGAGGUGAGCCGGCGCCGCAGCGCGCCGGAGCACCUGCCUCACGGAGGAGCGGCGCCCGCGGCGUCGUCGCAGGAGCCGGCGGAGAGAGUCCGGCGGACGGGCAUCGCCGGCGCCGGCAGCAGCUUUGCCGAGUUCUUCACCAGAAACUUUUUCACUAAAAAGACAAAGGAACUCAAACCUGCUGUCCAAAGUGCUCCUGGUUGGAAGCUGUUUGGAAAAGUCCCACCCAGAGAAAACCUUCCAAAAGAUUCAAAAAUUAUUCAGCAGGAUGACAGUUCUGGCAGUCUUGCGUCAAUAUCUGCUCUCAGUCUAUUAAACACAGGGGAAUAUGAAGCACGGACAGGAAGAAUGUAUAAACCUCCACCCCCAUCAGCAAGACGUAAAAAUAUUGAAUUUGAGCCACUUUCAACUACUGCUUUGAUUCUGGAGGAUCGACCAGCAAAUCUUCCUGCCAAAUCAGUGGAGGAGGCUUUACGUCACCGGCAAGAAUAUGAUGAGAUGGUGGCAGAGGCAAAAAAACGAGAAAUUAAAGAAGCACAUAAGAGGAAAAAAAUAAUGAGAGAACGUUUCAAGCAAGAGGAGAAUAUUGCUAGUGCUAUGGUGAUUUGGGUCAAUGAAAUUCUACCUAACUGGGAAGGCAUGCGUGCCACCCGCAGAGUUCGAGAGCUAUGGUGGCAGGGAUUACCCCCAAGUGUUCGGGGGAAGGUCUGGAGUCUAGCUGUGGGAAACGAAUUAAAUAUCACUCCUGAACUUUAUGAAAUCUUCUUGUCGAGAGCUAAGGAACGAUGGAAAAGCUUCAGUGAGACAAGUUCUGAGAACGACAUUGAAGAUGCAGGUGCAUCUGUUGCUGAUCGUGAAGCCAGUUUGGAGCUAAUUAAGUUGGAUAUAUCACGCACAUUUCCAUCCCUGUAUAUUUUCCAGAAGGGUGGUCCUUACCAUGAUCUCCUACACAGCGUUUUAGGAGCAUAUACAUGUUACAGACCAGAUGUGGGAUAUGUACAAGGGAUGUCCUUCAUUGCUGCUGUGCUCAUUCUCAAUCUGGAAGAGGCAGAUGCUUUCAUUGCCUUUGCUAACCUUCUAAACAAGCCAUGCCAGCUGGCCUUUUUCCGUGUGGAUCACAGCAUGAUGCUGAAAUACUUUGCAGCUUUUGAAGUAUUCUUUGAAGAAAAUCUUCCCAAAUUGUUUCUUCAUUUCAAAUCAUACAGUCUCACUCCAGACAUAUAUUUGAUAGACUGGAUUUUUACACUCUACAGCAAGUCCUUACCACUUGAUCUGGCCUGUCGCGUCUGGGACGUUUUCUGUAGAGAUGGAGAAGAAUUUCUCUUUAGGACAGGAUUAGGAAUCCUUCGGUUAUAUGAAGAUAUUCUCUUACAGAUGGACUUUAUUCAUAUAGCACAGUUUCUAACAAAACUUCCAGAUGACAUUACAUCAGAAAAGCUUUUUAGUUGCAUUGCAGCUAUUCAGAUGCAGAAUAGUAACAAAAAAUGGGCCCAGGUAUUUUCCUCACUGAUGAAGGACAACAAAGAAGGGGACAAGAACCAUAGCCCAGCACUGAAAAGCUAGUCAUCGUAAUGUUGAGGUCAAUGGAAAAUGUGUAAAACCACUCAAUGAUAAACGAGUUUUCAUGUCACUUCUAUGUGGAAAAGCACUGUAGGAAAAGUGAAAACAAGAUGGAAAAAUGACACAGCUCUCAGUGGAGUAAUGAACUGAUGAAAUCUUCACUCUUUUGCCAGUAUUAGCUUUUGUUGUGAGAAGAUUUGUUUUCGCACAGAAUACUAAAACCUAUGAAACUGAGAAGUGGAGGAGUUCAUAUUUAAUACUUUAAAAGAAUCAGCUCAAUGCAAUAAACAUUUGUAAUAACUUCUGUUGGUACUUUAAAAAAAACAAAACGGUUUUGAGGCAUAGCUUUUUUUACAAAUACCACAAGGCACUUUUGGGGGAGGGGAAAGAGGGAAAUGCUAAAUCUUAAGGCCCCAAAACUGCUAUCCACACCAAAUGCUUUGGUACAAGUAUUACCUCCAAAGUUAACGAUUCGAAAGUGUUGAGGACCAAAUAAGGUUGUUUGGUAUGUUUAUGUGAAGAUGGUUAAGAUUUGGAAUGGGGUAUUUUCUUGUUUACUUGUUUGGGUUUUUUAAGUUGCAGCUUCAUUCUUCAGUCUGGGCAAAUGUAAUUAACUCAGGAACUAUGGAAGUAUUGUGCCCAAACGUGUUAGAGCAAAAAUUACAUGAAUUUUAAACAGUGGUAAGACCAGGGCUAUUAGUUUGAGUGUACAGCUUUCAAAGCAGCUUAUUAAAAAUGGAGUGGGUAUUCUGUGAAAGGGUUUUGCCACCUGAAGUUCUAUUUUGUCAAGCCAUUUCCAACUAAGAAAUACUUGUAUGUAAUGUUGAACACUAGAAACUGACAAAGCUAUCUGCAGCCUUUGUGUUGUCAAAGGAGCAGCCACUUUUAACACUUCAGAAUAUUGCAGACAAUUGUUUUUGAAACUUAUCUUUUAUUAGUGUGCAAUACUAAAAUCCAAAAAGCAUCUGAUUUAGUGAUACUUAAUUCUUGAACAUCCUUUAACUGUGAGACAUAAGGUCAUACUGUAUGUGUCACUACAGAUAUAUUCAAACAUUUUCUGUUUUCAAAGAUGCUGUACAACAACUUGUGAUUGUAGGGGAUGGAAAUUUAAAAUGGAUAGCACUGCAAGUGAGGAACACUUGCACUCUCUUGGUCCAUUUUUGCUAAUAUUUAAUGUAAAUAAAUUCAUUACAUGUGGGUUUUUGUAACUAGUCCCUCUGUGGAAAUCAAGUUGAAAUUACCAUGAUAUAUUUUUAAGUGCAGGAGCCUUCCACUUGCCUGGUGUUUAAAAGCAGAGUCUACGUAAUUGGGGUAAAGAUUUAGUGUGGUGUAACUUACAUUGCUAUCUGGUUUAAAAACUACAUAUAUACUACUCAUAACAUUACAAUUUUAAAUGUAAAUGUCAGAUUUUUCUUAACUUAUGUAAUCACUACUUUAAUUGGAUCCAAUUUGUCUUAUAUUUUUGUGUUAUCUUGUACAGUUUUCUUACUUUUCAAGUAUAAAUCUGUAUAUAACUGUAAAUAGAAGGAUCAAGCCUUCCUUUAAGACCACUAGUAACAAUUCCUGUGUAAAUAAAACUUAUA
Colius striatus (speckled mousebird) is the source of this 4015-nucleotide messenger RNA. It is a transcript of the gene TBC1D12, whose product is annotated as TBC1 domain family member 12. The record is from RefSeq and is a predicted model, not a curated record. Lineage: Eukaryota; Metazoa; Chordata; Aves; Coliiformes; Coliidae. Bases 165 to 2435 code for a protein of 756 amino acids. The transcript is spliced from 14 exons.